Molecule: messenger RNA, 393 nt
Organism: Dibothriocephalus latus
Lineage: Eukaryota; Metazoa; Platyhelminthes; Cestoda; Diphyllobothriidea; Diphyllobothriidae
Source: the annotation of a GenBank genome assembly
AUGAAGAAUGGGUCUAUUGCACCGCUUGAAAUUACUCAUGUUGAACUGGUGUAUGACCUGGAGGUUGUUGGCGAUGCCGAACUGCGUACUAUCUUGGCCCGCGGAGACCCUCCUUUCGAGGUUUAUUGGGGUACAGCCACAACUGGCAAACCGCACGUUGCCUACUUUGUGCCCGUCAUCAAGAUCGCGGAUAUGCUUCACGCGGGUGCUAAGGUGACCAUCCUCUUUGCUGACUUGCAUGCCUACCUGGAUAACAUGAAAGCGCCAUGGAGUCUGCUUUGCCUACGCGCCAGUUAUUACGAAACCAUCGUCAAAGGAAUGCUCGAGGCAGUCGGUGUGCCACUGGACAAGUUGCACUUCAUUCGCGGCUCGGAGUACGAACUAACAAAGUAA